Molecule: messenger RNA, 1386 nt
Organism: Fonsecaea erecta
Lineage: Eukaryota; Fungi; Ascomycota; Eurotiomycetes; Chaetothyriales; Herpotrichiellaceae
Exons: 2
Coding region: 1-1386 (461 amino acids)
Biological process (GO): regulation of alternative mRNA splicing, via spliceosome; mRNA splicing, via spliceosome
Cellular component (GO): nucleoplasm
Molecular function (GO): N6-methyladenosine-containing RNA reader activity; mRNA binding
Source: RefSeq, a predicted model, not a curated record
AUGAGUCUGCGGGACUACUUCUCCGAGCCGGCGCCGUGGGACCUGCUCAGCGUCUCCUACAACCCAGACGCGAGAUACGCCUUCGUCAACUUCAGUUCGGAGUCGGCACGGCUUUCAGCCAUCCGUCAAGCGGCCGCUCGACUCUUUGAGGGGAGGCGACUGGACUGCCGCAUCCGGCACGAGGCUCAGAGCAGGUCGACCAAGGUCGACUACGGGCUCAACAGCCGCGUCAACAAAAGGCCGCUGUUCAACGGAUCGAGCGCCGCGUCCUGUUGUGACAGGGCGACGAAAAGCUUGCGGAGCAAAGUGGAAGAAUUCGCCAAUUUCCCCGAGGCAGAUCGGUCAUCGUGGGGCCGGGAGAAGUACUUCAUCCUCAAGAGCUUCUCGCUCGACGCCCUCUACCAGAGUCUCGAGACGGGUCGGUGGCAUGUGCCGAAGCGGCACGUUGAGCGAUUGAAUCAUGCGUUUCAGACAGCCAGCAAAGUCUACCUGAUCUUCUCCGUCAACGGCUCGGGCUGCUUCUUUGGGUAUGCGACGAUGCGUUCCGAGAUCCACGUGGAGGAUGACGACCUCGUCCCAUUUGCCGACGAAGUGCAUAUCAUGUCCGCUCACCACGACUUGGAUGUCGAGGAUGACUCCGAGUCGAGCCAGCACGGAGAGGAGAUCGAAGGCGACGCGCAGUCUUGGACCAGGUCGCGGACGGAGUCGCUGGCGUCUUCUGAUUCUUCACACUCUUACUCCUCCUCGUCGCUCUCCUCAGUCUCGUCUGGCUCUAUCAUCUAUCAGCCCGAGCGAAGGAGGAUUGUAUGGGAGGCUUCGUGGCUGCGGAGGACUGUUGAGGAGUCCACAUCUCCCGGUGAAGAGCUACAGGCAACACCCUGCGUCGUUGACAAAUCACCAAUACCGUCGUCCUGCUGCUGCCACCACUACCACCCACCGGACUCGGACCGGGGUAAUCCUCAUCCGCCAUCGACCGCGAAACAAGCAUCGUCUUCCCACCACCACCACCCUCUCCGACCUUCUUCUGCUUGUCCAUCUCCUCCACCUUCCACAUUCCACGCCGUCACUGCCACCAGGGCCGACCCUCCCCCGUCCUUCCUCACCACGCUCGACCGCUUCAGCAGCCCCUGUGCCAUCAAAUGGCUGUGCGCGCAGGGCCUGCCGUUCGCGGCGGUGCGCGGCCUGACGAAUCCCUGGAACUCCGACAAGGCUGUGCACGUGGCGCGCAACGUCACGCCCGUCGAGCCCGGCGUCGCGACCGCGCUGUUGGAGUGUUGGGGUCGGGCCGUCACGGCCACAACUGCGACCACGACCACGGCCGCGACGGCGGGACGGCGCCACAAUGACGCACGCGCACUUGUAUAUCAUCGGUCGGUAAAUAGAUAG